UGACUCCUUGACUCCAUCCCCGACCUCUUGACUUUUCCACUUUCUUCUGUAUUCUCCUGGUUCCCACGUUUUCCACCAGUUACCAGAAGAACUUCACUGUACGGCUGCUCCCACACUACCGCUUCGCCCACACUUCAACCCGCCCCCCCCCCCGCGCCCUUCCGCCCACCGCCGCAACUGCACCGCACAGCCCUUGAGCCGACCUGCCAAAAAAAAAAAAAAAAAGGUGUACCUUGACGCCCGGUACCUGCCGCCAGCCUAUUCACCUAUUUUUGCCUUGAUGCCGCUGCAUUGAUACAAAGGGUGCAGCUUGCCAAAAGUCACCAGCAUCUUUUUUGUUGCUGUCUUUUGUGACUGGGUCCAACGGCAGAAUUACUGUAUAACAAUCAGGGCCUUGGGUGAGACGGUUUUUAGUGUUAAGCCACUGCGGAACCCACUGCAAAUGAAGUUUUUCUCCAAAAUCUCGAAGAAGCCCAACUCCCCGGACGAGGAGGAACCGUACGCUUACGAGGAUCUUCCUCCAAACUACGAAACCGUCAUCCAAGAGUCCCAACAGCAGCAGCAGCAACAGCAACAGCAGCACCCUCCCUCGCCCACAAAGGCGCCCACCCCCAAAACAUCCUCAUCCCGGUCCCCGACCAAAAAGUCACACCGGUCGACGUCGCCGCCCACGCGCGAGUCAAAGCCGCCUUCUUCAUCUUCUUCAUCCUCGAGACCCUCCCGCUCUUCUGCCCGGCACGCAACCGACCCCAUCUCUUCGUCGUCCUUCCGCCGCAAGAAGAUCGACCCCGAAGAGCAUCCUCUCAACCUGCCUCCCGAGGUGCGCAACAAGCGUUUUUCCGAGCUGUCUGGCCUGAGCGAAAGAAAAUCAAUGGACGUCGAAAAGGACCCCGUGAAUGGCGGCGCCGCUGCGGCUGCCUCUGGCCAGCAGAAGCCCACCGCUCCUCCUCACACCAACUCUUUCACGGUGCCUUUGAGCAACGGUACAGACGCCUCAACAAACGGUGCUGCCACUCCGGCUGACGAGGCCGUCCCCGCUCCCCCGCCUCACCGAUCGUCGCCUUCCAGCCCCGUGCAAUCAGAGGCUGAGCAGGCAGAAUCUUUCAAGAACGAUGGUAACAAGUUUUUCAAGGCCGGCGAUUACAAGCAUGCUAUUGAGUUCUAUACCAAAGCUGUCGUUCUUCAGCCAAACUCGGCGACCUACCUGGGCAACCGGGCUGCUGCCUUUAUGUCUGCGUGCAGAUGGACUGAGGCUUUGCAAGACUGCAAGAAGGCCGUUGAGUUAGACCCUCACAACAUCAAGAUUUUGUUGCGCUUGGCUCGUAUCUACACCAGCACCGGCCAGCCAGAGGAGGCUAUCGCUACCUUCAGCCGGAUCCAGCCAGCACCAUCAGCCAAGGACACGGCCCCGGCCAAGGAGAUGCUCCGUCAUAUCAGAGCUGCUCAAUCAGCGCUCAGGGAUGGCACCGCCGCCUCUAUGGUUUUGCACCCUCUGGACAUGGCCGAAAAGUUGCUUGGUAUGGGCGCUCUGAAGCCAAGAAAGUGGCAACUGAUGCGCGGUGAGGCCCUUCUCAAGAUGGGCGACGUCAACUCUCUCGGUGAGGCCCAGAACAUCGCCAUGUCCCUGCUUCGCAACAACAGCCGGGAUCCUGAGGCUCUUGUUCUGCGUGGACGUGCUUUGUAUGCCACUGGCGAGAACGACAAGGCUGUCCAGCAUUUCCGGCAGGCGCUUAACUGCGACCCCGACUUCAGGGACGCUAUCAAGUGGCUCCGUGUGGUCCAGAAACUCGACAGGAUGAAGGAGGAGGGUAACAGCGAGUACAAGGCUGGCAGGUGGCAGUCUGCUUUCGAUCUCUACACCAAGGCUUUGGAGGUUGACCCUGCCAACAAGGGCACCAACUCCAAGCUGUACCAAAACCGGGCGUUGUGCCGUAUCAAGCUCAAGCAGUAUGAUGAGGCCAUUGCCGACUGUGAGAAGGCUGUCAGCCUCGACCCUUCGUAUCUGAAGGCUCGCAAGACCAAGGCCAACGCUUUGGGGCUGGCCGAGAAGUGGGAGGCGGCUGUCCGGGAAUGGAAGGCGAUCCACGAGCUCGAUCCCGAGGACAGAACAGUUGCCAAGGAGGUUAGGAGAGCCGAGCUGGAGCUCAAGAAGUCGCUGCGCAAGGAUUACUACAAGAUUUUGGGGAUUGAGAAGACGGCAACCGAACAAGAGAUCAAGAAGGCGUACCGCAAGCUUGCCAUUGUUCACCAUCCUGACAAGAACCCUGGAGAUGCGCAAGCCGAGGCUCGCUUCAAGGACAUCAGCGAGGCUUACGAGAACCUGAGUGAUCCUCAGAAGCGUGAGCGUUAUGACAGCGGCGUUGACCUGCAAGAUCCGGCUGACAUGUUCGGCGGUGGCGGCGGCAUGCACGGCGGCAUUGACCCCGAGAUUCUCUUCUCCAUGAUGGGCGGUGGUGGUCCCUUUGGAGGCGGCGGCGGUGGUGGCUUCCCAGGUGGUGGCUUCGCUUUCAACGGCGGUGGCGGUCAACCUCGCGGAGGCAGAGGUGGAUUCCCGCACCACUUUCAGUACUCUUGACAACCCAACGAGCGAGACGCUGCCGACACCGGGAGCGAAGAUGAUGGUGACGAGAAACAAGACAGCAGACAUACGAAUGAAGCAGAGGCGAGCGGCGUCAAGGCGGCGUGGAGGGCCGAGGCCGACAACGAACAGGAUAGGUGG
Messenger RNA from Podospora bellae-mahoneyi, 2719 nucleotides. RefSeq lists its product as uncharacterized. The coding region runs from base 443 to 2575 and encodes 710 amino acids. Gene Ontology annotation, molecular function: protein binding. The transcript is spliced from 3 exons. The record is from RefSeq and is a predicted model, not a curated record. NCBI's taxonomy places the organism in Eukaryota, Fungi, Ascomycota, Sordariomycetes, Sordariales, Podosporaceae.